CUCUCAUCAUCUUCAUUGCAUCCGACAUCACCAGCUCUGUUUCCCUUUCCCUCAGACCGCCCAUCAACUAUCAUUCAGCCGUGACUCCCGGCCAGCUCCUCGUCCCGUCUCACGCCGAUGCGCAGUUUGCUUAGUCAACACACAUGUUAAUUUUGCGCAGUCGCCGCCGAGACGGCUUUCACGACGCAGUGACGUCUUCGCACUUUGAAGCCUCCUGCCCCGAGCUCCCUCGACACAAGUCAGAUGGCGCCGGACUCACCACCCUCCACAUUCGCUCCCGAGCUGCCGGAAGUAGCCUCUUCCCCUGAGCAUCCUUCAACCCGCCCUAAUCCAUUUGACGACGGUGACGUCUCGUCGCGCAAGCGCCGCCGCACCUCAGCCUCUGGAUCCCCUGCAGCAUCUCUCGACACCGCGAACCCAGUUCAUGACGCCUCGAGCUCCACCACACUUGAGGGCGAUCAGUCCUGGUCUGGAAGCACCAUGGCCAUGGACGAAAAGCCUACCAUUCCACGCACACCGGAGCAACGACAGGCCUCCCCCGAACCGCCACCUAGCCGCGUGACCAUCAAUCUCCGCAGACGCUCAGAGUCAGGCUCGCCACCAGAGUCGCCCACAUCCCUCGAGCCGACGCAUUCCGGAAUUGACCCCACGCUUCCGGACGCUGCUGAAAUUCGGGAGAAUGCACGAAACUCCGAUGCAGAGACGACGGAGGAACUGCCUGCCGAAUCUGGGAGCACGCCAUCGUCAAGGCCUGGCACGAGCCCUGCUGUUGAGGUCAUCCAAAUCACCGAAUCAGAGGAAGCCUAUAGCGGUAAUGAUCAGGAUAUGGAGAUUUCAGCUGCGAUAUCCGGCACUUCAGCGGUAGAUGACACCCUGCUCAUCGCCGAUCCAACACCUCAGUUCCCAUACCGUCAGCCAUCUGAGCGACUGUCCGCGACAGUACAGCGCCUGACUGACUAUCUUUCAUCAAAUAAAAUUGUGGACGGCCACGUCUUCGACGACAUCGUCACUUGGCUGAAUGAUUAUCUCCAGUUUGCGAAACAGAAGGGCGCAAUUGUCGUAUUGGAGUCGAGGCUUAUCAAUAGAGACUUUUGGCAGUCAUUCCCACAGAUCAUUGUCUGUCUCUUGCCGCGAAGGUGGGAGCUCUUGAAACACCCAGUACUGAGGAACCGUCUCUUGAGCCUGUAUACCGCAUUCACACGGUUGAUUGCACACAAUAUCGCACUCGAUACAAUUGCCCUACAAAGCAUCUCAUCUGCUGAUGGCGCUUCAGCGCCGGCUAUCUUUGCUCCCGCAUACAUUCAACAGCUUCGUAACACGGUGUCGUCCAUCGACUACCAGCCCGACCAGAUGAACGAGCCCGUGUCCGAGCCCGGCUGGAAUCCUAUCAACCUGGAACUUUACCUCUUCAGAAUCUUGCAUGACAGCACAGCAGGUUGUGCCGAGAGUCUUGCACAGCUCGUUGACGCGCUGGCCGGCGCCGUUUCUCGAUGGCCGAAGCUGGCAGAUCACCUGGCGCCUCUGAGCCUUGCCCUAACGGACUAUACUCGCGCUGCGUUACGCGGCCUGAAUGAGAGCCAAAAUGAGGAUAAACGCGCCAACGGCGAUCUUGCCGUCUGCCAUCAGAUGAUGGAAACAAUGUCAACUGCCUUGAUGGCGGUGAUCGACAAGCACAUCGCGAGCCUAAGCCCAGACUGUGCCAGUACAGCGAUCCAGUGCCUCGCUGAAGUUCUGCCCAUGUCUUUGCGCAGUGAUAACCAGCAAGCAAAAGAUCGAUUCACGAAACACAGAGCUCGAUACCCGACACUGGUCUUGAAGACUGUGUAUGAAGCAAUUGCGUGGGAUUGGAAAGUGGAUGCCUUGGAAAAGCUCGUUCGAUCGAGUCAGAUGAACAUGCGCAUGGCCGGCGUCACCACGUUGUGCACGCAUCUCGUCUCCCUGUGGAAGCGUUUUAACGACGGCGUCGAAGACUGCAGCGUUGAUGUGGUCGAGCACUUGGCCGAAUACCUGCUUCAUAUCGGGCUUGUUGACUACAUCCUCGGCGGCAGCUGCCAUCCGGAAAUCAUAAUUGAGUGUGCAAACGUCAUCGGCUUUUUGGUUGUUACGAAAACCUACCGUGCGGAGCACUCCGAUAUGAUAUGGCACGGCUUGACAUCAAGCCAGGAUCCUCGUGUUGUGGAUGCCCUGAGGCGCGUACUCACUACUAUUUCGGCGCUGUUUGACCAGGCGGAGCUCUUGCACAUCUGCAAAAGGUUUCAGUCACUUCCUCUGGAGCAUUUCACGGUGUCGGUUCGAACUGCCCUGGACAAUAUCCUGGGUGAAAUGAUGCGCCGAUGCAACGGGGAUCAUUCUACGCUUCCCUAUUACCCAUACGUCCUCUGCCUGCGUCUGCUGAGAGAGUCGUCUGCUAUCUCUCAUGAGUCCCAAAUCGCGGAUCAAGAGGUUCAGCGUCUCGCGAUGCAAAAGUUCAAGGAACUCCUUGGCUACGGCCCCGAUGCUGAAGGUCGGGCCCAGUUGUACCAGAGCUGUAUCCAUGACAUUGCUUCCAAGUCUACCACAACAUUGGGAAGCCUUUGGUGCCUUUCAAUGGCAAUACGCAAUACGACGGUUACUCAGAUGCAAGUCUUGGCAGAACACCACGACCUGGCGAGGUUGAUUGUGGAGGAAUUAGAACACGCUGAGCUCGCGGAUCGAUCCGGGGCAGGAUGCGCCGUGUUUUCCGGCACCAUCAACCAUCCACGACGGGAGUUUGUGACCAACCUCAUCCAGCUGCAGCCUGGAUCUAUCGACAAUGAUUUGGGAGCAAGACUAUGGAAUUUGCUCGUAGGGUCAGGGUCGGCCUGCCCAGAUGACAGGCGCGCGGGGUGGCACAUCAUCCUCAGCGUGUCCAGAAGAACAUCAUUCCGCAACACAUUUCUCGACACAUGCUUUACAUCUCUCCUGCCGAAACUACCAACAGAGUAUCUCUGCGAUGGGGUUCUCGAGUUCAUCAAGGAGAAAUUACAGUGCUUCUCUAACGAAGGCGGCACAUUACUGGAUGACGAGACCCAUGUUGUCCAGACAGCGAUCGAACAGCUCUGGAGACUGAUACUAGAGGCAGACGAUUCGACCCUUGUAAACCAAGCGAUCGCAACGCUUGCCCUUGGCGUGUACUUGGAAGGCUGUUCUGUCGCCGGCCAUCCGUUACCUCAUGCACGGCGGAUGCACCUUGCGCUCGUCGGUCGCUGCCUGAACCAGCUCAAGGGUGCCGCUGAUACUCUCAAGCGAUCUGUCGAUGGUUCACCAAGCAGCGAUGGCGAUUCGAUGAUCAUUGUUCUCUCCGAAACGGAGACUGCUAGACAGGAGCGCGUCUUUACUCGUUCUCUUCAGCUGCUCCGUUUCUUCCUCAAGAAAUACCAGUCAAAGCCCAACUUUGCUGUGGCAGACCUGCGGUCUUACAUGUCUAGAACACCCGAUCCAGUCGAGGGAGACUCAGCGCAGCUCAAGUAUCAAUCCUUUGAUGGCGACGAACAAACUGACAUCAUGCCAUUGAAUAUUGGCAAAUUGAACACGGUGUCGUCACUCCUUGCCACCCUUCGGGAAGAGACAGGGUUCGACAACUAUCGUGCGUAUUACCGAGGACGUCAGCUAUUGCCGGCAGAAGGAGAUAGUUGCAAGUCAUUGCAAGAGCUUGACAUUCAGGACGGCUUUAUCAUAGUCAAGCGGGAAGAGAACUAUUCAUCCUCGCCAGUGCGGAUCAAGCCCGGAUCGCUUCCGCUCGAGGUGGAAGUUCUGGCACACUUUGAGGAGCUCUGGGACUACCUUAGCAUGGAGGAACGGAUCGCAGAAGAGAUCUAUGACUUUGUGGUAAACAUUCCAGCGGACGGCUACAUCAUGUCCCAAUUUGAUAGCGACUCGACGUCCUCUUACCGAGAGUUGUUCCUCCCCGGGCAGCCUUUCAAGUCUCUGUAUGCCAUCCAUGCCCUGACGGAGUACGUCGAGAGCCCUCGUCGGACUACUGCAGCGGCUCCCCCAGCACAGAGCCCCGAGAGUAAUGCAACGUUCAAAGUGCACGAUGAGGUGCUCCACAGGUCUUUGCGCCUCAUCAUUCAGGCGCUGUCGGACCCGAGCGUCCUCGUGGGAACUACAACACGGCUCAAGAUGCGGGUGGCGAGUGCUCUGAUGCAGACUUUUGUCAAACUGACACAAGGGACGCAUCGGUGCAUCGCAUCUGAAGCCGUCUGCAAUCCCGUCAACGGGCCAGCUCCUAAGCGCCUCUUCGAGCUAUUAUACAAUGCUCUUGAAUGUCAAGGCGACGCGGGCUUGCCGCUGAUUGCGAGCACAUGUGUCGCGAUUUUACGGCUUGGCCAGUCGGAUCAGAAUUUCUGGGCUAAUAUGGCCCAAGAGCCAGCCUUCCAUGACCUCAUUCAGACUCUUGUUCUUUACGACCCGAGAAGGGCGGUAAGAAUGACGGCUGUGGAGCUUCUGGAGAAUUUUGUGGACGCGGACGCCCCUCCGUAUGACGACAACGAGGACCGAGCCACAUCGUCUGAAGACCCGGCAGUUCAUGGCCUUGCCCAAUACCUGUGGCCGGUAGUCUCAGAGCUCAUACGCGAUGCUGUUCAGCUUCCCGACCAGUGCCAUGAGCUAUUCAAGCUCCUGAAGAAGCUUUUGGUACAUUUGGGUGGACAGAUUGACCUGGGGCGGCUGGCGUCGCAAAUCAGCCGACUCUUGUUAGAGCAUGGAACCACCGAGCACAUGUCGGAUCAAGACCCACACGACCCUGUCAUCGCUGGCCUAGCAGCCCUGCUGCUGUUGUGUCUCAACGAGGAUUCUGCUUUGGUCGCAUCCGCGAUAUGGCCUGAAAAAUUCAUUCGUCACCUUUUCACACGACAUCUGUUCCCUGAGCGGGUCAAGGAAGGUUCCCUUUCAGUAUCGCGAAUCGUCCUGAACACAGACACUCGAGCGAAGCUAUACGAGAUUAUCUAUCGUUUCGCCAGCCAAGACUGUGAUGAGCUGCAUGAGGUAUUGGAUUUGCUCAACCAGCUUGUGCCUUUCUUCGAGGACGAUAACGACGAGCCGUACCUCUACGAUCUCCCCCAGCAAUUCGAUCGGUUCAAGGCUCUUCGUGCACCUUGCGGUUAUGCUGGACUCCGAAAUUUAUCCAACACGUGCUAUCUCAACGCCUUGCUAACGCAGCUGUACAUGAACCCGAGCUUUCGGCAAUUCAUCUUGAGCGUGAACACAGAGGAUCCAAGCGAUACCCAGGAGCUGCUGUUCCAUACUCAGAAUGUCUUCGGUUAUUUGCAGGAGAGCUAUCGCCGCUACGUCGAUCCAAUAACCUUUGUCAGUGCCAUCAAGACCUACGACGAUACGAUGAUCGACAUUUACAAUCAGAUGGACGUCGAUGAGUUCUACAACUUACUGUUCGAUCGGUGGGAGGGCCAAUUCCCUCUAGCUGAAGACCGCAAGCAACUCAGAUCCUUCUACGGCGGACAGCUGGUACAACAAGUCAAGUCCAAGGAAUGCGAACAUAUUUCUGAGAGGCUUGAGCCAUUCUCGGCGAUCCAAUGCGAUAUCAAAGGGAACGGCACCUUGGAAGAGAGUCUCCAGGCGUAUGUGGGCGGUGAAGUUAUGGAUGGUGACAACAAGUACAAGUGUUCCACGUGCGACCGACACGUCGCUGCCGUCAAGAGGGCCUGUCUGAAGGACGUCCCCGACAAUGUCAUUUUUCACCUGAAACGUUUCGAUUUCAACCUGCGGACCCUUCAGCGUAGCAAGAUCAAUGAUCGCUUCUCCUUCCCCCGCAAGAUCGACUUGCGGCCUUACACCAUGGAGCACCUAAGCAAUCCAGAUGCUGCUGCAGAAGAGGAUAUUUUCGAGCUCGUUGGAGUUCUUGUUCAUACGGGCACGGCCGAGUCAGGUCACUACUACUCGUAUGUCAGGGAGCGACCCUGUACUCCUGGCGUUGACAGCUGGGUUGAGUUUAACGACGACAUCGUAACGCCAUGGGAUCCGUCGCACCUAGCAAACGCGACGUUCGGUGGCCCUGAUCACCGAGCCGCAUUCGACGGCAACGGUAUCAUUUACGACAAGGCGUAUAGCGCUUACAUGCUUUUCUACCAGCGAUCGUCAUCGCUAGAGGCGCAACAGAGUGUAAUGACCACUCAAAACCUAUCCACUCCAUUACGCGUCGAGGUACCGGGUCCUCUGCAGGAGCACAUCGUGGCGGAGAACACAGUCAUUUUGAAGCGUCAUUGCCUUUUUGACCCAUCUCACACUAUGUUUGUCCACAGCUGUUUCGCCCGUGGCAAGCAGAUGGAGAGGCAAUUCGCCUCGCUGGAAGAUCGAGGUCACGAGCUGCAAAGCCUUGCCGUGGAGGUGGCGCUGUCACACCUGGACCAAAUCGUUUCGCGCACCAAGGACACGCCCUUCUUCGUCCCCUACUCGAAAACGCUUCAGGACGCAGUUUCCGACUGUCCCAAAUGCGCACUGGAACUCAUCGAGUACUUCUUGCUGCGGCAUUCGGCAUAUAGGGCACUGAUUCAGCGAAGCCCCGAGCAGCACGUCAGGGCGUUUGCCGGCGAAAUCAUGAUUCGUGCUGUCAAGAAGAUCGCCGAAGAACUGCCUCAGGUCUACAAUGGCGAUAGCCACCACGUGAUAGAUGCUGCAUCAAUCGCCGACGGACUCGACCCUGACGACAUGUCUAGGCACAGCAGCCUUGCGCCAGAUGGCGAUGUCGCGAGGCAGCCGGUGUUGCGGGGAAUGGUCACGCUGCUUAAUUAUCUAUGGCAGUUCUUCCACCUCCAUCUUCGCUCGUGGGAUGAGGUCUUUGGCACCAUGCUAGCGUUCUCGAAGCUCGGACCGCGCGAGGCCGUUGCGCUCCUCUCUGAAGACUUCCUCGAGCGGCUCCUGCGCAUCAUCACCGCCGACACGUCGAGCCAUCUGGCCGCAAACUAUGCUCGCAUGCUCACCGCCAUUCUCCGACGAGGCAACAGGGCACCGUCGUAUUCUGCCAUUAUUUGUCUCAUCGACCACCUCAUGUCGCAGCUGCAUCCUACCUUCGGUGCCGAGUUCAUCAUCGAGGAUGCCUCGGAUCGACUCGACCAGGAGACGCCUGUUCCCUGGACGUCAGAGGAGGUUCAAAUUAUACACGACGAGCCGGUUGGCCGCGUGGGCAGUCUCUUCGUGGAGAAGGUUUUGUCCAUCGACCAAGCCCGGGAGGCCACGAGGAGCAUCGUGAGCCGUUUGACCACCAUGGGUUCAUAUAUGGAAGUGAAGGUCCUGGAAACCCUGAGCCGCAACACACAGAUUGAUUCAGUGAAUCCGCACUUCGAGGCUUUCCUCAAAGGGGCUGAGCGAUAUAUCGAAAGCACCCGCGCGACGAAGCACGUGGAACUCCUCAUCCGCCACAUCUGCGAUCAAGCCCGUAAGUCGCAGAACUAUGAAGGGGCAGCGUUACUCUCCUUCAUGCGGUUCGCGAUGCGCUCACAGCAACCCGACGAAGCGGCAGCCGAGGCCAGAAGGUUGUACUGCCGUGACCUGAUUCCCUCAUGGGCACCAUAUCUGCUGGUGUAUCCCGACACAGACACAAGACACGACGCGGAGCAGCUUAUCGAAAAGGAGAUUUUUGAGCAGCGGUUUGCGCGUGCGUCCGCAGGGGACGAGGACACUGGCGAGUUAGACAACACCGAAAGCUUGAUAGCCGUCGAGUCGUUGGAUGAGGUAAUGCACCAACUGGCGACACAGUGUCUCGUGUACUUGCGCGAGGCGCACAUCAAGCGUCGAGUUCGGAUCGAGCGCCAGGCGGCCUACUGCAUACUUCGAGUGGUGGGCAAAUGCGCACCGCAGCCGGGAAGCGCGCAGGAAACCAGACUCGAUGACGACAUCAUGUUCUCGGCGAUACAGAGCGGUAUGCGUUCUUUUGCCCUGUGGCCUGCUGGUGUCGUGGACAGUUCUGACAAUGUCGCAGAGAUUGUUGAGCCUCUGCAGCGUCUUAUGGUGGAUGAAGUGGAUGAUGACGUCUCGGGUGAGUCUGACUCUCUAGUGACUGCGUCCAAGGCACGACGGCAUAUGGACUGACAAGCCAAAGAUUGGGAGGGUUCGUGCGCGUCAUCGGAAGCCAUGGAUGCCAACGUGGGUAUCUCCAUGGAAGCAGUUGGCCAGUUUAACGAACCAGACAUGGCAUGAUGCUUGUCGCGGCGCGAGGGCAUGUAUUGGGGGGGCAGAGG
Molecule: messenger RNA, 8210 nt
Organism: Purpureocillium takamizusanense
Lineage: Eukaryota; Fungi; Ascomycota; Sordariomycetes; Hypocreales; Ophiocordycipitaceae
Product: Ubiquitinyl hydrolase 1
Exons: 10
Coding region: 244-8061 (2605 amino acids)
Biological process (GO): protein deubiquitination
Cellular component (GO): nucleus; cytosol
Molecular function (GO): cysteine-type deubiquitinase activity; cysteine-type endopeptidase activity
Source: RefSeq, a predicted model, not a curated record